AUGACUAAAUUAAGUGAUGACAUUUUAUCAAACAAACAAGAAAUAAUGUUUGGUGAUGACAGUGAUAGAAUACACAUUGAAUGUGAAAAUCGUGAAUUGUUUUGUGUUGGUAACAACAAAAAAGGAAAUAUGAAACUUCAAAUCACCACAAAAGAGGGGUGUGACAAAUAUUCGAUACGGACAGAGCCACAAUUAGUCACACUUAAGAGUGGAGAAGCGUGCGAAUUUGAAGUCUUUUUAACACCAUUUUGCACUAUGAAUUUGUGUGAUGAAAUAAUGAUAAUCUCACUAGACUUAAUUAACGGGAAGAAGGAAACAACUUCUGUUAAAAUAAAGGCACAAACAGAAAAUUCAACACGACUGGAUUACGACGAGUUGAUAGAAGACAAGAAACUCGGUGAAGGCUCCUUUGGAAUAGUUUACAAAGGAAAGUAUCAAGGAAAUAUAGUUGCAAUAAAAAAAGAUGAAAGAAACAAAUCACGACGAUAA
Entamoeba invadens IP1 is the source of this 489-nucleotide messenger RNA. RefSeq lists its product as hypothetical. The record is from RefSeq and is a predicted model, not a curated record. Bases 1 to 489 code for a protein of 162 amino acids. Lineage: Eukaryota; Evosea; Mastigamoebida; Endamoebidae. The transcript has a single exon. Gene Ontology annotation, molecular function: ATP binding.